UCAGUUUUGAUUUGAGUUUGCCAAAGGCAGCACACAGUUUUUAAUCCAAAUUUCUCAAAAUACAAAAACACUUGUUUUAAAAUGUCUCUUACUAUCACCCAAGUCAAUUCGGUUUCAACUCCUGAGCUUAAGGAUCUGAGCACUGUUCGCAAUGAACAAAAGGAACUCAACAUUGCUCCAGUGCACCAAGUGAAUGUAACCAAGGCGACAGCCACCUUUGGCAUGGGCUGCUUUUGGGGAGCGGAAUCCCUCUAUGGCGCCACGCAGGGAGUGCUGAGGACCACUGUCGGCUAUGCUGGCGGCUCCGCGGAUCUACCAACGUACCGUAAAAUGGGUGAUCAUACCGAGGUCUUGGAAAUUGACUACGAUCCCACGGUGAUCAGUUUCAAAGAGUUAUUGGAUCUGUUCUGGAACAAUCAUGAAUACGGCCUUACCACGCCCAUCAAGCGUCAAUAUGCCUCGCUUAUUCUCUAUCAUGACGAUGAACAGAAACAAAUUGCCGAAGCAUCAAUAAAGGAGGAACAGGAGCGUCGUUCGCCAGAGAUCAUAACUACAGAGAUUUCGCCAAAGAAGAAUUUCUAUGCAGCUGAAGAUUACCACCAAAAGUAUCGUCUUCAAGGCCAUAAGGACCUGGUUUCCUCUCUCAAUCUCAACCAGAAACUGUUGCAAACUAGCUUUGUGGCCACCAAAUUGAAUGGCUAUCUAGCAGGUGUCGGCGGUGUCGAACAGUUCAAAUCGGAAGUAGAAUCUUUUGGCCUGACGCCUACUCAGCGUCAGUACUGUAAUCACCACGUCGAGCAGAACGAAGGCCAGGGUCUCUAUUGCUGACGUGGUAGUAUCUACAUAGAUGUUAAGCGUAGAUCUUAUACAAAAUAAUCCAGGGGGGUAUAUACAUAAAUAAUAUGUACAUAUACAUAUAUAUGUACAUAUAUGAGAUUUUAAUUUGUUUUGAUUAGAAUAAACUUGCGUAUUAUUUAGACUUAAAAUAUGAAAAUAUAUAUAUUUAAUGGUAAUAAAAGAUAUUUUAAUACAAUUUAAA
Molecule: messenger RNA, 1039 nt
Organism: Drosophila willistoni
Lineage: Eukaryota; Metazoa; Arthropoda; Insecta; Diptera; Drosophilidae
Gene: MsrA
Product: peptide methionine sulfoxide reductase
Exons: 4
Coding region: 82-828 (248 amino acids)
Molecular function (GO): peptide-methionine (S)-S-oxide reductase activity
Source: RefSeq, a predicted model, not a curated record